UUUUUCUAGCACUGUAAGUACCUUCAAUCUCCCGCCAACUUCAAGCGAAGUCGCGGGAUAUCGCUUCGAUCAAAUUCGAACCAUGAAUGAUGCACAAAGAAAUGAUGUUGUCAGUCCACCAGCAAAGCGAAUGAAGCAAGGACGGCUUCCAUUCUUUACUCUUACAAACAAGCCAAACAUUUCUUCAACUCCAUCCCCUCAAAUUACCAAGAAGCCUAAGUUGGUCGAUAAGGCUAGCCCUUUCCUCUCCGGAACAGGGAAAGUGAAGCAUGGCGAUAAACAUACAACUCCCCUCAAGAAAGCUGAGACACUCCAUGGGAAGAAGCCUUCAAUCAUGAAGGCACGGAAAAUAGGCUUCAGCAGCGAGGUGGCAGGCAAGCCCUGCGCCCCUCCGGAACAAGAGGUCAGCUCUAGCUCAGAGGACACCAAGCCUUCGGAGAAAGAAUGCGAUUCAACAGUGGAGACCAAGGAUUGCACCUCGACCGGACUCCCCAAAAAGGUCUCCAAGACAGCUUCCCUUGAUAGGUUUGUGCAGAGUACCCAACAGCCCCAUGUCUCAACCUCUGCUAUCAUCGACCUCACUGAUGCGGAUGAUGAAAUGGAGGACGAUGACGACUUUGAACCUCCAAGGAAGAGCAAGGCUGAAAAGAGGAAACGAGAGAGUCCAACUGAAAGUCCUACGGGUACCAGCACUGACACCGGUGAAGCACCACAAGACAACGAUCCAGCCGUCAACACCAGCAUGUCUUCAGCAUCAUCAUUAGAGCAUGCAUCUUCCGAUGAAGAGGGCUGUGAGGCAAGUAAUCAUAGCAACAGUGUUGAGAAUGACAAACGAGACACACUGAUGGAAGCUGCUACAAGUUGCUUGGAGGAGAAAGGUGCUUCAAACAAUAAGGUCAAGAAUGAGUCAAUGCAAAUGCCCCCACAGCCAGUUACACCAUCAAAUCAGAUGAAACCAAUAAAGAAGACUCCUAUGUCGGCAAAGGCUUUGCAGAGGCUCAAGGAGCAAGAUCAGAAGAAAGAGGAAAAGCAGAGGCUCCGGGAGGAGAAGAAACGCAAGCUGGAGGAGGAGAACGAGAUGAAGAAACGGCUGAAGCUGGAGCAGAGGAAAUCCAAGGAAGAGGAGAAAGAGGCCCAGAGGAAGCAGAAAGCUGAGGAGAAGAAGAAAAAGGAGAUGGAAAAGCAGCUGAAGAAGGAGAAAGAGGAGCAGGAGAGGAUAGAGAAGAAGAAAGCCAAGGAGGAGGAACGGAUGAAGAAACAAGAAGAUAUAGAAGCUAAGCAGGAGGAGAAAAAGAAAAAGCAAGAGGAACGUAUCAAGCAAGAAGAAGAGAAAAAAGAAAAAGAAGCCGCAGAGCUUUUGAAGAAAGAGAAGCAGUCUCAAGCCUUCAAAAGUUUCUUUAGCGUCCAAGCUCAAGCACCGGUCAAGAAACCAGAGGUCAAGGGUUGGUUUGCGCCCUUCGAGGUCAAGUCUGAUAUGGUCCUAGCACCAUGCCGGCGAGUACAGGCCAAGGACCUGGACUUGGAGCAGGUUGAUAAACAUCUUAAGACACCAUCAACUGGCAGUCUGUACCUGGAUGGGCUGAAAUCAGGAAAGUUCAAACCAAGGAAAGGUGUCCGUACACCGGGACCUUCAAGGGCUGCCCAAGGGAAAGACAGCAUGGAUGUUGAUGUGCCUACCACCUCGUCCGAUGAUCCUGCAUCGUCCAAGAAGAAGUCAAAGGAGAAGAAACCCGAUGGACUCAAGAUGAAGCUGCUGCAGUUCCAUGAGAAUUACCGGCCAGCUUACUACGGGACAUGGCAGAAGAAGGAAUCUGGUGUCGUCACUGGACGUAACCCAUUCAAGAAGGAUGAGGAUAUUUUUGACUAUGAGAUUGAUAGUGAUGACGAGUGGGAAGAGCCUGGUGAAAGCUUGUCACAUUCAGAGGGUGAAGAUGAAGAUGGGGAUGGUGAUGACGAUGAUGAGGAAGAGGAUGGUUUCUUUGUUCCUCAUGGUUACCUCUCAGCAGGUGAAGGUGGAGAAGAUGAGGAGGACACGGAUAACCUCAAGGUGCGACAGGCGGCCAAAGCCAAGGCCUGGGAGAAUGAGCUAAAGCGACGCUGCGAGGCGCUCAAACCCAUGAUCGUCACGUUCAUCCAGGUGGCAUCGACCAACAAGACCCGACAAGAUGAGAGGAAGAAACUAGAGGCCUACCAGGCCAUGCCUCUUACCAACCUUCCAAUCGCCACCAGCUUCACCAAGCGAGAGAAAGCCAAAGGAGCGGAGGAGGGUGCUAACUCGAUGGAGGGAGAUGCUACUGCAGCCCAGAGGCUAGCUGGUGGCAUGGGCAAUAAACUCAAGCCAGUCCCAGAAGAAGCUAUGCCAGAGCUAUUGAAGCUGGUACAUGGUAACAUGGCAGGUAUCAAGUCUCUUAUCCGGGAAUUCAGGGAUUACUGGCGCCGCAAGCAGCAUCGCCUGGAGACCUCCAGCCCCGGAGCCCCUGCUGCUUCUCCAGAUGGUUCCCCAUCUCAACCUGCAGGGGGCCAGAGUAUUUCCGCCAGAGAGUCUCCACUAGGAUCUGCCUCAGCUGCAGGACAGGAAGCUAGUCCAAGUCCUGUUCCUGGAUCAACCACUACUCAAUCCCCGCAGUUCUUAGAUCACAUAGAUCAUGUCAUCUCCAAACGUCAGCUGGACCUCAAGAUCAUUUCUAUUGCAGUGAGAGAAAGACGUCCACAGCAUUUCAAGCGGAUCUGCUGGUACGUGCAUGACCACAUUCUGGAAAAGUAUAAUCUGACCGAUCUUCCUGUUCCCACUGCUUGGGUGAAUGGUGUGGGAGCAAGAGAUGGACAGUCAUCACCACUUCCACCCACCAACAUAGCAGCCAGGCCUGCUGCAGCUGUUCCCAAGCCUGCAGUGAGUAAACCUGUAGUGGUGAAGGCGCCUAAUCUCCAUGAAGCAUCUCUGGCCAAGCAGCAUAUCUACAUCCCAUCAAGCACCAUGCCGUCCGCCUUCAAUAAGGUGGUAGGUGUGUCGAAUGCCUCUGGUGCCAUGCACCUUCCUGGGACAGCAUUCCAGAGCACUGCUCCUAUUGGCUAUAUCCAUCAGGGUGGGGCUCUUCUGCAGCCAGGACUUGCACCCAUCCAGGUAGUGCCUUUCCCAAUGCAACAAGCUAUCAACCCAGCAGCGUUCAACAUGAGUAACCUCCUGCAACAGGCUGCAGCAUCCAGUCUUCUGGCAAACAUGCAGCAUGCAACAGCACUUGGCAACACCCUUGUUCAGCCAUCCAACACCAAAGUCCAAGCACCUAAUCCUUCUCUUAAAGUACCCAAUACCAAUGCCCUACCUGGUGCUCAACAGAAGAUGCCAGGUACUGUCUCUGUACCACCACCCCAAAUUAAAGUCCAAACACCCGGUAUUGCGAUAAAAAAACUUGAUACCAGUGUUCUGCCCAAGACUUCUGGCAGUCAACAGAACAUGGCCAGCAGCAACCCUGUUCAGCCAUCCAACACCACUGUUCAAACACCUCCCACUGGUGUUGAGUCACCUAUCAGCAAUCCGCUACCCAUCUCUAAUGGUGCUCAACAACGAAUGCCAGGAGUGGCACAGAACAGUAUAGGACAAGUCUUUGAUAGUGUGAAGCAGAAGCAAACUUCCCCUGUCUUUAAACCUGGCGUCCGAUCUCCCCCAGGUAGUAUUACACCAAGCAGCUCUGCAGGAAAGUUUCCUGGAAGUGGUCCCUCACUGCCCUCUAUAAUGAAGACGUCCCCACAGCGCCUGGAUGCAGCUAUUGCCAAGAUGUACGAGUCCAAUGCCUUGUUACAGAACAAGGAGAAAACAAGUCCAGUGCCAGUCAAGAAAACAAAAACCCUUACUAGCUUCUUCACGGUCCAGAAUCCUAAGAAAACUGACAACAAACCUCAAGAAAAUCCAUUGGAAGCUCCUAAAGAGUGAAGCUAUACUAAUAACCUCCCCCCCCCUUCUGUCCUAUUUCAUACUAUAACAUGUACCAAGAUACUUAGUUCAUACUUGUUCAUGAAUAUAUGUAAGUAGAUACAUGAGAGAGGCUGUUUAUGCAUAGAAUAUCCCUUUUACAUGGCAUUUGCAUAGACUUCAAAUGGGUUUAAGCUUGAUGCAUCAUAACAUUAGCUAUGAUCAUCGUAUGAUGGAAUAGUCUCUGAUUGUUUGAAUGCAUCUUUGUCUGAUUCCUUGUGUUGGUCUCCUAGAAGGCUGAAGACAAAGACAUACAGAUUUGAUCGUCAUACGGUAACCCGUGGUGCAUUGCGCUGAUCAUAGGAUAUCCAUUCAGAAUACCAUGCCCUUGCGCUGAUGAAUGCCGUAUAUUGUACGAGUGCCCUGCACUGUUUAUCCGAUGCCCCUACAUGUCUACUGUGUAAUAAGGGAUACAAUUUUGACAAAUUUGUGUAACUUGACCUCUGCGGUAGACCGUACAAUGAUCAUGAACCCUUGAAGAAAUUUUACAAUCGUGUGCCAACCUUGGGAGGUCAUAUGGCUACCAGGAUAUAAUCACCUAACAAGCACUCUACAAUGAUCAUCGUCGACCAAAUGUAAGCAGAGCAUUAGAGCUUGAUUUUCUUUGCUUCCGUUAAGUUCUGUUUAUUUUGUCUUGUGGUAGGCAUAGUCCAUUGUGUUUCACAUUGUCUGUUCAUAUAGAUUAAGAAUUGUCUAGAGUUUUUAUGUUAUUUACCAGUGUUCCAUUUCAGUUUGUUAUCUCCAUCAUAAGAUUGUUAAGUUAUAGACUUAUGACAUAUACAUAUAGUUAAUUUAUGAUUGUUUUCAUUCCAUCCCUCUUAUUUACUUCCAGCAAGAUUCUUUUUCUCUCUGUUUUUCUUUCUUUCUUACUCUCUAGUUUCUUCCUUUCCAUUCUCUCUUUGUUUUUUACUUUCUCCCUUCCCUGUCCCCUAUCUUUAUUUCCUUCCUUCCUUCCUUCAUUCCUUUUCUUUCUUUCUUCGCUUUUCCUUUCUUUCCUUUCCACAUCAUCCUCUCUUACAUACUGUAUUCCUUCUCCUUUCCCCAUGUCAAUAGAUUUCUUUAGUAUUUUAUUUUCAUUUGAUCUUUGUUUUGAAAACUGUAUUUUGAACAUACAUUCUGUCUCUCGCAUGUUACACACAAGUUCUUUUGUCAAUACAUAAAAUACACAUACAGCUUCAAUAUCAAUCUUCACAGAUCAUAGUUUAUUUUUUAUCUUCUACAAAUAUUUAUUGCCUACACAUUAAAACAAAAUAUUCAUUUGAAUACAAAGUACUUUUUUGUCAAGGUAUGCCUACAUGAAAUGUAUAUCAAUCUCUCAAAUGUACGUCUAUGUGGAAUUGUAUGCAAUUGAGCAUUGAUGAAGGGGGUGGGGUGGGGGGUAAAAAACAAAAGCAAAGCUGGCAGCAAUGCAGUGUUUAACAAAUUGUAUACAUCAAAGGGCACUUAACAGAGUUGGUUCUGUACCAAACUUGCAUGAAAAUGAAACAAGUAUUAUGUGAAUAGCAUUGAAAUUACUGUUGAAAAUCACCUGAAACUCUAAUCCUCUGUACUUUAGGAUUGCAACUUCAAAUCCACCCUUUCAAAAGACAAAGAUAAUAUGUAUGGUCUAUAAAGACUGGGGUUGUUGAUAUUAGAUAAUGAACUGAAUUGAAUAUGAUUCCUAAUUUUGCUCUAUCCAAUUAAUUGAAUUAUGCCAUAUUUAGAUAUUUCAUUAUGUAUUUUAGAAUAUGCGACUCUACCUAUUGGUAGCCCCCCUAGAAUUUUGUAAAAUAAUAUGCCCCUUUAUUCCUUACUCAUAGAAGGCAGCUCAUUUAUCUUCUUUUUUUUUUUUGCUUUUCAAGUAUGCAUCAGAAAGUGUCUAGAGGGUAAAGAAAGCGGAGAAAAGGUUUUGUUGGUUGGACCUUAUAUGCUGAUGUGCUGUUGAAACCACAUUAGCACUUUGCAAGAUUUCCUAUUAUAUGUACAUGUGUAUCAAUUUGUUUGGAAAUCUUUGGUGAAUAACAAUUGGCCAUGCCAGAGCAGAGAUUUUCUCUUUCUAUAUCCAUGCUUCAAACUUUGGAUGUGCAUUGGUACAGACUUCUUACGGAGGCUGGCUUUUUUGAAUUUGUAGGGAUGCUUGGUGCUAUCAAACAUUAUUCUUUGGUUCCCCGAAACUGGAUGCUGCUUCCUCUGAAAUUACACUGAAUUUGAAUAAGAUUAUGAUAAUAUUCAGUUGUAUAUAGUGCAAAUUACAAUUAGGCCUGACUUAGUGCUCUUAAUUCUGUAUAGUGGACAGAAAGUGCCAUAGGGCUUUGGAUCCGGUCUCACAAAACAUGUUAUCAAUUUCAUAAGAUAAUGUUGUAAGCUACUGAAAUAGUGCUAUUUGAUUGAUCAAAGGCACAGUUUGUCAUAAAUUUCUAACAUUUUAUUAGAUGAUUGAUAACAAGCUCUCAGAAACAGUCCAGGAUAUUGAAUUGACACCAAUAGAAAUAAUGCAUUACUUGAAUACAUGUAUUUGAAAUACAUACAUACAUUACACAUUAUGGAAGUGUGAAAAGGUAUCUAACUCAAAGAUGUUUAUGUGCAACAUUUCAAAAUAAAUACUGGAACAGUUCCUUGAAAAAGAAAA
Molecule: messenger RNA, 6575 nt
Organism: Lytechinus pictus (painted urchin)
Lineage: Eukaryota; Metazoa; Echinodermata; Echinoidea; Temnopleuroida; Toxopneustidae
Product: chromatin assembly factor 1 subunit A-like
Exons: 12
Coding region: 83-3928 (1281 amino acids)
Biological process (GO): nucleosome assembly
Cellular component (GO): CAF-1 complex; nucleus
Source: RefSeq, a predicted model, not a curated record